Molecule: messenger RNA, 2016 nt
Organism: Equus quagga
Lineage: Eukaryota; Metazoa; Chordata; Mammalia; Perissodactyla; Equidae
Gene: EIF3D
Product: eukaryotic translation initiation factor 3 subunit D
Exons: 16
Coding region: 227-1873 (548 amino acids)
Biological process (GO): translational initiation
Cellular component (GO): eukaryotic translation initiation factor 3 complex; cytoplasm
Molecular function (GO): translation initiation factor activity
Source: RefSeq, a predicted model, not a curated record
CGCGCGCACCUUCUCUCUUUUCCUGGCUCAUCGGAGCGGAGCCGGUGGCGCGGUCGCCCGCCGGGACCAUCUCUCCCCAUCUGGGCCUGCGGAGGCCGUUACAGGUUCAGAGUCGGAGGAUGAAGCUCCCAGGCUCACUCCCUGUUGCUGUCGCCCAAGUGUCACCUCUCUAGGAAGCCUUAGUCUCCCCAUCAUGGGACAAUGGGGAGAGUUCAGGUUUUAAAAGAUGGCGAAGUUCAUGACCCCCGUGAUCCAGGACAACCCCUCGGGCUGGGGUCCCUGUGCAGUUCCCGAGCAGUUUCGGGAUAUGCCGUACCAGCCGUUCAGCAAAGGAGACCGGCUGGGAAAGGUUGCAGACUGGACGGGUGCCACGUACCAAGAUAAGAGGUACACGAAUAAGUACUCCUCUCAGUUUGGUGGCGGAAGUCAGUAUGCUUAUUUCCACGAGGAGGAUGAAACUAGUUUCCAGCUGGUGGACACCGCGCGCACGCAGAAGACUGCCUACCAGCGGAAUCGGAUGCGGUUUGCACAGCGGAACCUCCGCAGAGACAAAGAUCGACGGAACAUGUUGCAGUUCAACCUGCAGACCCUCCCUAAGAGCGCCAAGCAGAAGGAGAGAGAACGCAUACGACUGCAGAAAAAAUUCCAGAAACAAUUUGGAGUGAGGCAAAAAUGGGACCAAAAAUCACAGAAACCCCGGGACUCUUCAGUUGAAGUUCGUAGUGACUGGGAGGUGAAAGAGGAAAUGGACUUUCCCCAGCUGAUGAAGAUGCGCUACUUGGAAGUCUCAGAGCCACAGGACAUCGAGUGUUGCGGGGCCCUGGAAUACUACGAUAAAGCCUUCGAUCGCAUCACCACAAGGAGUGAGAAGCCCCUGCGGAGCAUCAAGCGCAUCUUCCACACCGUCACCACCACAGACGACCCCGUCAUCCGAAAGCUGGCAAAGACUCAGGGGAACGUGUUUGCCACCGACGCCAUCCUGGCCACACUCAUGAGCUGUACUCGCUCCGUGUACUCCUGGGACAUCGUCGUCCAGAGAGUCGGCUCCAAGCUCUUCUUUGACAAAAGGGACAACUCUGACUUUGACCUGCUGACAGUGAGCGAGACGGCCAACGAGCCCCCUCAAGAUGAAGGUAAUUCCUUCAACUCACCCCGCAACCUGGCCAUGGAAGCAACGUACAUCAACCACAACUUCUCCCAGCAGUGCUUGAGGAUGGGCAAAGAAAGAUACAACUUCCCCAACCCAAACCCGUUUGUGGAGGACGACAUGGACAAGAAUGAAAUUGCCUCUGUUGCGUACCGCUAUCGCAGGUGGAAGCUUGGAGACGACAUCGACCUUAUCGUCCGCUGUGAGCAUGACGGUGUCAUGACUGGAGCCAAUGGCGAAGUGUCCUUCAUCAACAUCAAGACCCUCAACGAGUGGGAUUCCAGGCACUGUAACGGCGUUGACUGGCGUCAGAAGCUGGACUCUCAGAGGGGGGCUGUCAUCGCCACCGAGCUCAAGAACAACAGCUACAAGUUGGCCCGGUGGACCUGCUGUGCUUUGCUGGCCGGCUCUGAGUACCUCAAGCUUGGUUACGUCUCCCGGUACCAUGUGAAAGACUCCUCGCGCCACGUCAUCCUGGGCACCCAGCAGUUCAAGCCCAAUGAGUUUGCCAGCCAGAUCAACCUGAGCGUGGAGAACGCCUGGGGCAUCCUCCGCUGCGUCAUCGACAUCUGCAUGAAGCUGGAGGAGGGCAAGUACCUCAUCCUCAAGGACCCCAACAAGCAGGUCAUCCGAGUCUACAGCCUGCCCGACGGCACUUUCAGCUCCGAUGAGGACGAUGAGGAUGAAGAGGAGGAGGAGGAAGAAGAAGAAGAGGAAGAAGCUUAAACCAGACGGCGAGGGAGCUGGAGUGUAUAAUCCCACCAAGCCUGGAAAGGCCUUGGCUGUCCAGUGGAAUGUUUGUCUGAUUCUUGCUCUCUGAAGUUUGGUAGCUGGAAUAAAGUAUAAUUCUGUUUAGUCUCUUACCUUCA